This is a messenger RNA of Pieris rapae (cabbage white), 2535 nucleotides long. It is a transcript of the gene rngo, whose product is annotated as protein DDI1 homolog 2. Gene Ontology annotation, biological process: proteolysis. The coding region runs from base 248 to 1621 and encodes 457 amino acids. NCBI's taxonomy places the organism in Eukaryota, Metazoa, Arthropoda, Insecta, Lepidoptera, Pieridae. Gene Ontology annotation, molecular function: aspartic-type endopeptidase activity; protein binding. The record is from RefSeq and is a predicted model, not a curated record. The transcript has 11 exons.
CACAGAGCAUCUUUGUUUAUAGAGAAAGUAGAAACUAUAAAUUGAAAGUACAUAUAGGUUAAUUAUAUACUUAUUAAAACUAUUAUAUAUUAUAAACGAGACCAGUUUUCAUGCACCAAAUCAUUCUACACUUGUGUUGCGCAUACUCAAUGAUGAUUUGGACAGUCAUUCCCGAAAUAUAAAUAUCACAAACCUGCCACCGUGUAAAGUGUAAACAGUUCAUCCGGAUUCCCACCUCGAAAUCAAAAUGAAAAUUACCGUGACCACGCUUAAAGACGACAUCUUUAUUCUGGAUGUUUCUGAAGAUCUGGAACUAGAAAACUUUAAGGCUUUUUGCGAAAUUGAAUCUGGAUUUCCAGCGAAAGAAAUCAACCUAAAUUUUAAUGGAAAACCUUUACUUGACGACAAGAAGUCGCUCAAAGAACUUGGCGUGAAUGAUGGAGACAUUAUGAUUUUAAUUCAUCUGGUACAAUCGGCUUCUAAUUUAAAUAAUCGAGAUGCCAACCAAGCUAUCCCAUCAAAUUUGCCAAAUCUAGACUUCAGUAGCAUCAGAAUCCCAUCCGGUGCUGGCACAUCAAUGGCUUCAAGAGCAACGCCUGUAGAAGAGGACCCUCGGGUUAUAAGAGAAAUGUUCUUGGCAAACCCAAAUGAAAUUGCCUUACUCAAACAAAACAACCCUGCUUUAGCUGAUGCUCUCUUGAGUGGAAAUCUUGACACAUUUGCUUCUGUUCUGCGUGAACAAAUAGCGGCAAGGACAGAACGGCAACAACAACGAAUUAGAAUGAUGAACUCAGAUCCAUUUGAUACUGAAGCUCAACGGAUGAUUGCUGAAGAGAUAAGGCAAAAAAACAUAGAAGCAAAUAUGGAAGCGGCCAUGGAAUAUAAUCCAGAGACAUUUGGAACAGUUGUCAUGUUGUAUAUCAAUUGCCAUGUAAAUGGAUUCCCAGUAAAAGCUUUCAUUGAUUCUGGCGCACAAACUACAAUAAUGUCCUCUGCUUGUGCUGAACGAUGCAAUAUAAUACGUCUUGUUGACACAAGAUGGGCUGGCAUAGCAAAAGGUGUUGGUGUCCAAAGAAUUAUAGGACGUAUCCACAUGGUCCAAAUGAGAAUUGAAAAAGACUUCCUGACUACAUCGUUUUCUGUAUUAGAAGAACAGCCAAUGGAUAUGCUCCUUGGACUCGAUAUGCUUAAGCGGCAUCAGUGUAAUAUAGAUUUGAAGAGAAAUGUACUUGUUAUUGGUACGACUGGUACGGAAACGCCGUUCCUGUCUGAAUCCGAACUACCAGAGUGUGCGCAACUGGUUUCUGAAGACGAAAUUGUCAACCAAUCAUGUCGCGAUCAACAGGACCGCGAAAGAAAGGAGGCAGCUGAGAAAUCCAAACAAGAAGCAAAACAAAUCCAAAGAUCGACUUCUAGUAGUUCGCCAUCAACAAGUCCAAGAGUUGGUCUGAGUGACCCAAGUCAAACGAUCCUACCCACAGACACAUUUCGCGAGACUGAUGUUGAGGAAAUAGUCAACCUCGGUUUUACUAGACAGCAGGUUAUAGUAGAACUUCGUCGAUUCAACGGAGACAAAACACAAGCUACUGUGGCACUGUUCGCUAAGUCUCUGAAAUUUUGACCGACGUCACUUAAUGAAAUGAAAAACAUAAUUAAGACUUAUUUUAAAAGGCUUCAGAAAGCUGUGGUGUGUCCUCUAAUUACUAUUAGAAAAUAUUGUUUAAUGCCUUUAAACUCACUGUCUUGGUUAGUUUACUUGGUAUUUGGCCGGGGAUAAAGUUUAUAGAUCUGCUGAUCUAUAUCUAUAUAUAGUAUAUACAUACAUAUAUAUAUAUUCAUGCAUAUAUAUAUAUAUGUGUAUAUAUAUAUAUAUAUUAUAUUCAUAUAUAUCAAUAUUUUUUUUAUUUUUUACAAGGGCUUGUAUUACAAACUUAUUUUAGAUAUUUUUAUCGCCCCGUCACAUAAUCACCGGGACGCUUGAUUUAUGUUGAGGUAAUACUAAAAAAUAUUUCCCCGAUUUUUUAAAAGAAUAGAUUUAUUCAUAAUUGUAUAGAAACGAGAAAUUAGAUAUCAAAAUAUUUGAGUUUUAGUGUUCGUAGGUUUUGGGUAUGCAUAAGGCAUAAGGAUUUUAAAGUCAAAAAAUGCAUGACUUAGUAUAUAAGUUUAUAUGUUUUAUUUCUUUUGAAAAUAUCAAGUCUCACAUAAGCAUGGUAUUUAGUUAAGUUUUAUAAUGCUAAAAAAUUUGGCUGUCUUCGUAGCCCACAUAUUGUUUAUACCUUAAAUAAUAUCCUAGGUUGUUUUAGUUUUCACAGUGACCAAAAACAAUUAACUAACAUUGUUAGUUCAGUACUGUGCAAAGUAAUACCACUAGCUUAAGUUACUAUACCUAAAAACAGGUUUGUUUUUUAAAGUUCAUAUUAUUUUAAAAUUUUAUCAAUAUAUAAAAAAGUGAUUUUUAUCACUAUAACCUCAUAGUAACAAUAACAACACUGAUUAAUGUUGUCAAGACUAAUUUUAAUAAAUAUUUUGUUCAGC